Messenger RNA from Solenopsis invicta (red fire ant), 1615 nucleotides. RefSeq names its product estradiol 17-beta-dehydrogenase 8. NCBI's taxonomy places the organism in Eukaryota, Metazoa, Arthropoda, Insecta, Hymenoptera, Formicidae. Gene Ontology annotation, molecular function: oxidoreductase activity, acting on the CH-OH group of donors, NAD or NADP as acceptor. The record is from RefSeq and is a predicted model, not a curated record. Bases 123 to 872 code for a protein of 249 amino acids. The transcript is spliced from 4 exons.
UGACCUUUGUACUGGAGUUCAAUCUACUACAUUAAGCAAUUGCAGAACAGGCUUAAUACUACUCGCACAGUUGAUAAAGUGCUCUUGGUUAUAUAUAUUCUUCUAAUUGCAGUUAUUUCAACAUGUUGAAGCUCAUGCCAGGAAAACUAGCAUUUGUUACUGGUGCUGGAAGUGGCAUAGGAAGAGAGGUGUGUCGAGUUUUCGCUCGAGAAGGUGCUACUGUUAUAGCAACUGAUCUAAAUGUCAAAACUGCUGAGGAAACUGUAGCUACUUUGGAAGGUGCUGGUCAUGCUGCAUUAAAUAUUGAUGUUGCUGAUCGAAACAGUGUUGAAACAGUAUUUAAACAUGUGUUAGAGCAAUUUUCAAAACCGCCUACCAUCAUUGUUAAUUCAGCAGGCAUUACACGGGAUCACUUUUUAGUAAAACUGACUGACAAUAACUUUGAUGAUGUAAUCAAUGUCAAUUUAAAAGGCACUUUUCUAGUUAUGCAAACUGCUGUCAAAGCAAUGAUAGAAGCAAAUGCAACCAAAGAUUCCUCGAUUAUCAAUAUCAGUUCAAUUGUCGGUAAACGUGGGAAUAUUGGACAAAGCAACUAUUGUGCAUCAAAGGCUGGAGUGGUUGCUAUGACAAAGACUGCUUCCAUGGAGUUUGGACAGUUUGGGAUUCGGGUGAAUUCAGUACUGCCUGGUUUUAUAGACACUCCUAUAACUGCAACUGUUCCUGACAAAGUUAAAGAAUUAUUUAUAAAAAAUAUACCGUUGCAAAGACUUGGAAAGCCGCAAGAAGUGGCAGAAGUUAUUGCAUUUUUAGCUUCUGAUAAGAGUUCUUAUGUAAAUGGAGCGUCUAUUGAAGUUACAGGUGGAAUGUAUUAAAUUUUAUGGUUUAUUAUGAACUCGGUAUUUAAUAUAAUAAUGUGACUCAGGAAUAUGAGAAAGACAUAAAAUGUUGGCGAAUAUCACAUAUCUAAAUAUUCAGAUAAUCAUGCGAAAUGGCUUAAGGUAUGUUAUUUUUUCUUAAGUUUGAUUGGUUUAUUAAAUGAACAUUUUAUGAAUAAUGUUAAGUGGGUAAAUAUAUUGAGAUUAUUUUGAACAUUUUUAAAACUAAUUCUUAAAACCAUUCUGUUAAGAAAAUAUCAAUUAAGCGUAUGUAACACCUUAUAUCUUGAAACUUCCUCUAUUUGAUAGAAAACUUUUGUUACCAGAAGUUAUGUAAAUACCGUUUGUGCUCAUCAUAUAUACUGUAUGACAUAUUUUAUUGCAAUAUUGAAAGUAUACAUUUUUUUAUUAAUAAUAUAUAUUAAAUAUAUAUUUAAUACAUAUUUGGGUAAUUGUUAAGAAUACCCACUGCACCUCCGAUUUUGACGAAAUUAGGCUCAUUCAACGCGUUUUCACUCAAAAUGAAAGAAUCUGGCAAGAAAAAGUGUCGCUCUGGCCCGUGAACCGAGAUAUCAAGCGUUGAAGUUGGUGAUUGCACAGGUUAAGAUACCUGUCAUCUCGGCGUUAUGUAGCAAACUGAGCAUGCGCUGUUAUCACGUUUGCAUGCUGGUGACCGCAUGCGCAUGCGUUUUAGUAACUUAAUUUAUUUAAAAAGUGUUAAAUAAAAAUUUUGAAAUUUA